AUGGCCUUCUCUACCGAAAACGUUGUUUGCGCCAACUUUGGGAGAACACCUCCGCCGCCUCCUCCUCCUCCUGCCAACCCAUGGCCCAGGGACCCCGGUCAUGGAAACGUAGAGGAGGAACCGCGAUGGCCUGAUAUGGAGUAUACGAAGGGAAGGAGUGACGGCCAGAUUGGUGAGGAGAGAUCGAAGACUGGGGCGGUGGUCAAACCUUCAUUUCUGUACCUUGCUUUAUUUGCUUUCAUAGAUGAUCAAUUGCACGCAAACCGCGCUGUGUGCUCUGACAGGGCUUGUGCAGGCCAACAUCACACUAUGGUGUAUCCCAACAGUAUGACUCGAGACGCGAGAUGCGAAAAGAGAGAACAGUGGAAUGUGCUGCGACGAAUUGACCUCUGA
Molecule: messenger RNA, 393 nt
Organism: Fusarium tjaetaba
Lineage: Eukaryota; Fungi; Ascomycota; Sordariomycetes; Hypocreales; Nectriaceae
Exons: 4
Coding region: 1-393 (130 amino acids)
Source: RefSeq, a predicted model, not a curated record